Messenger RNA from Coccomyxa subellipsoidea C-169, 743 nucleotides. RefSeq names its product cytochrome c oxidase subunit H. NCBI's taxonomy places the organism in Eukaryota, Viridiplantae, Chlorophyta, Trebouxiophyceae, Coccomyxaceae. The record is from RefSeq and is a predicted model, not a curated record. The transcript has 5 exons. The coding region runs from base 57 to 428 and encodes 123 amino acids. Gene Ontology annotation, cellular component: mitochondrion; respiratory chain complex IV.
GAAGUGAAUCAAGAAACAGCGCCGAGUCAUCCGUUGGCAUCAGAUAACGAGCAGCAAUGGGCAACACUGUGUCAUACUGUGAGCCUAGCAGCAAGGAGGAGCUCACAGCCGAUGAGCCUGCAGCGGAGGAGCCAGCAGAGGAGCAGGAAUCAGAGGAGCCUGCAGCAGUUGAAGAGGAGGAAGAGGCGGAGCCAGCCCCUGAAAUAGUGGUUCGGACAGCGCCAUACGACCCGCGAUUCCCAUCCACAAACCAGGCCAGGAACUGCUACACUCGCUACAAUGAGUUCUACAAGUGUGCGGCUGAGGCAGGCGAGGAUGAUGACAAGUGCAAGUUCUACCAGAGGGCCUACCGGUCAAUCUGCCCAGGCGAAUGGGUUGAGAGGUGGAAUGAGGCGAGGGAUGCAGGCAACUGGCCUGGCAAGUACUGAGAGAGUUUGAUUCUGCUGUGGUUAUGCAAGCGAGUCUCUGCAAUACGUCAUGGCAGUUCCUCCGGAGUUUGCAGGCACCGAGGCUGCGUGCAGGGAUUGUUUCAUCGCUGAUUUGCUCACCACCUAUUACUGCCGAGCCUGCACUGCUUGUGUUUUGAAUAUGGGGAAUAAGAUUUGCCUUCAAAGCAUGGUUGUUGAGGGGUCCUGUUGGUUUCAUUACGAAUGGUGACAUCACCCUGCUGGACAUAGUGUGAAACUUUGCCAGUGUGGCAAGGAUGUGACUGUAUCCUGCCUUGUAAGCCUCAGUAUGGGUAC